This is a messenger RNA of Ilex paraguariensis (yerba mate), 588 nucleotides long. The record is from the annotation of a GenBank genome assembly. NCBI's taxonomy places the organism in Eukaryota, Viridiplantae, Streptophyta, Magnoliopsida, Aquifoliales, Aquifoliaceae.
AUGGGUGGGGAAGCCAUGUUAAAACCAGUUGCAGGUGCAGUGGGUGGGACCCCUAACCCUCAACCCUGUCCAAAAACCACCAUGACCACCAAACCUCAUCUUUAUCCUCCCUCUUCUUCCUCUCUCAAACUUUCUGUAUCAUCCAAUUCCCCUGCACCCUUUGGAAAAUCUUCUGCUAAGUGUUCUUACGUUGGUGAAUCAAGCACAAACAAACUGGGUUCUGUUGAAGGAAGAGAAGAUAAAAGAGCAAGUGGGUCUAAAUAUGAACAUGUUUUUUGGGCUGUUCCAUCUAGAUCUGAAGUGGAAAAAGCCCUGUCUGAUCUUCUAAGGUUUCAGCGGAUGUUGAACCAUCAUGAUCCAAGAAUGUUGCAGUCUCCUGGAUAUGGAAGAAUUCAUGAUGCUUUUCAUAUGCUGCAAACAGACCCAUCAGUUCAGAAAAUGGUCAUCUCAAUAUCAAGUGAUAAAGCUGUAUGGGAUGCCAUCAUGAAAAACAAGGCAAUUCAGGAUAUCCAGGGCUUAUUGCGCGCAGGUUUACAUGGAACUGCAUCUUUUCCUGCUUUCACUUUUUCGUUGAACUUUAAGAAUUGA